Phalacrocorax carbo (great cormorant) is the source of this 1163-nucleotide messenger RNA. NCBI's taxonomy places the organism in Eukaryota, Metazoa, Chordata, Aves, Suliformes, Phalacrocoracidae. The record is from RefSeq and is a predicted model, not a curated record.
UGAUGCUGCCCUGGCUCGCCGCUCACUGGUCCUUGCUGGGACUCCCCGUCCCGGCACUGGGCAGGACCGGGUGAUACCCUGAACUGGCAGAGCCCGGCUCGCUCGGGGGUCCCCGCACGUUUGCCGCCUGUGCUGUGAGCAGCGAUGGAGGGUGGUCGUGUCCUGGGAGCUGGGGCCGUGCUGGUGGCACUGGUGGUGCUGGGAGCCCACCCGGCUGGUGGAAAGGAGACCUCUGGGUUCUUCCAGUAUGUGUUUGAGGGUGAGUGUCAGUACCUCAACGGCACCGAGCAGGUGAGGCUUCUGACCAAGUACAUCUACAACCGGCAGCAGUACGCGCACUUCGACAGCGUUGUGGGGCAAUAUGUGGCCGACAGCCCCGCGGGCGAGUCUUCUGUCAGAUACUGGAACAGCCAGCCGGACAUACUGGAGGGGACCCGGGCUGAGGUGGACACAGUCUGCCGCCACAACUACGGGGUGUGUGCCCCUUUCACCGUGGAGAGGCGUGUUCAGCCCAAGGUGAGGGUCACCCCCAUGCAGUCGAGCUCCCUGCCCGAGACCAACAGGCUGGUUUGCUACGUGACGGGGUUUUACCCCGCGGAGAUUGAGGUGAAGUGGUUCAAGAACGGGCAGGAGGAGGUGGAGCGCGUGGUGUCCACGGAGGUGAUCCAGAACGGAGACUGGACCUACCAGGUGCUGGUGAUGCUGGAAACCACCCCGCAGCGCGGGGACAGCUACAGGUGCCAGGUGGAGCACGUCAGCCUGCAGCACCCCAUCACCCAGCAGUGGGAGAUGCAGUCGGACGCCGCCAGGAGCAAGAUGCUCACGGGCGUGGGGGGCUUCGUGCUGGGGCUCAUCUUCCUGGCACUGGGGCUCUUCCUCUAUAUGCGCAAGAAGGGCACCUCACUCCCCAGCCUGCAGGGCUCCUGAGCAAACUCCUGCCCCUGCGGCUCUGCUCUGCUGCUGCCUGUCCAGUGCCCCCCAGCGUCACCCCUGCCUCGCACUGACCCGUCCCGGAGCCCCGUGCCUCCGCACUGAUCCCCGGGGUCACCCCCUCUCUCCCAUCCCGAUUCAGCUUUGCUGUCGCUGCUCUGUAGCCCGGGGGUCUGCGUGACAGUGGCCCUCGGCUGCUCUGGCUCUGCCUAAUAAAGCGUCCUGGUAUCCUC